UGAGGUUUUCCUGCUCUCUUUGCUCCAUCGUCUCCUCUUCUCCAAGGAGAAAGCUCUCUCUCUUUUUCAUUGUCAGGGUCCAGCCCCACCGCGGCCAACGAUGUCCCGCUUCUCCUGCCCACUGAUUUUCGAUACUCGAACGAGCUCAAGCCCCAGAGUGGCUCAUGCGCGCCAUGUGACAGGUACAGAUACGUUACGUUUCCCACGGAACCUUGAAGUCACGGAUCUUGGUUGCUGUAAAUUGUAUUUUGUGCCUGUGGCCGCAGCUCUUCUUGUUGGUGCGGUACUUGUGCGGCCCUGGCCGUCGUUGGUGACGGCACUGCAUUGGCUCUUGCUUGCAUUGGCCAACACAACGCGGUGGGUUUGUCUCCUUCUCCCGCUUCUUCUGCUGAUGUUGUUGUUUGCUAGAGAGUUACGAGAACAUUCGAAGCUUUGCUCUUUUUCGUCGAGGCGUUUCUGCCGCCUGCAGGCUUAGCAAACGCACUUGCGCAUGCUUCGUAUGUGCAUGUAUAAUGACUCUUAAACUUGUCGCAGCCCUAUUCGCGGACCCUAACAGGAUGCCCGUCCCAUCCAUGUCAGCCAGUGCUCACAUCAGACGAGUUUUCGGGAGUGGAUCGAAAAGGC
Messenger RNA from Trichoderma asperellum CBS 433.97, 624 nucleotides. Lineage: Eukaryota; Fungi; Ascomycota; Sordariomycetes; Hypocreales; Hypocreaceae. The record is from RefSeq and is a predicted model, not a curated record.